Molecule: messenger RNA, 396 nt
Organism: Rotaria socialis
Lineage: Eukaryota; Metazoa; Rotifera; Eurotatoria; Philodinida; Philodinidae
Source: the annotation of a GenBank genome assembly
AUGCUACAUAUUGAUCAGUUAACAUUACUUCAUCAUCAAUGGAACGAUUUCACUCAUCGUUUAAAACAAUUAAUUCAUUCAUUAUCGCAAUACGAAAGAGUUCAUUUCGAUUACGUUCAUUCUUCACUAUCUGAUACGAAACAAAAUCUUGAUGAAAGUCAAGAGCAAUUUACUCGAAAAGAAACUUUUCCAUUUGAGUUAUUAACAAUUGAAAAAAUAAAAUAUGUACAAAUACAUAAAUCUAUUGAAGAUAUUCAAUUGAACGUUAAAACCAAUGAGAAUAUUAUUGAAAAAGCGAAUAAACGACUUGAUGCUGUUCGUCAGGAUACGAAUGAUGUGCGAUCGUUUUUAAAAUCUAUAAAUGAGUGGAAGAAACUAACAAUACAAAAUAUAUAA